AUGAAAAACAUUUGGAAAUGGAUUGUGGUGAUGCUCAAACAACAUGGAUGUGGUGAGAGACCCAUUUUUGAGGAAGGAGUUAAGUAUUCCAGAAUCAUAGAGGGGGUGGAGGCUGGGAUUGGUGAGUUUCCAUGGCUGGUGAGUAUUCAGGCAGGAAAUCAACAUUUCUGUGGUGGUGCAAUCCUGAACAAGUGGUGGAUUCUAACUGCUGCUCAUUGCUUUCAUUAUGAGGAACUAUCGUUGACAGCCCCAGCAGAACCAGUCCCAAAGGUGCCUAGAACUAUAUGCGAUUUAGGAUUUUCUGGAAUAGCAAAUUCUUCCCACUUUGUGACUUUCCCUUUCCUCCCAUGCCCAAUCUUUACCAUUAGUCCAGUAGAACUGAGUGUUGUGGCGGGGACCAACGACUUAACCAAUCCAUAUAAGGAAAUCAAGGGGGUCACGAAAAUAAUUCUUCACAAGGAUUUUAAAAAAGUCAACAUGGACAAUGAUGUCGCCUUGCUCCUGGUGGAUUCACCCAUCACCUUCAGUGACCAGAAAAUACCCAUCUGCUUGCCCAGGCAACCCAUCCCCUCCACCUGGCAUCAAUGCUUGGUGGCAGGAUGGGGACAGACCAACACUGAUGACAAAAAUUCUAUGACAACUGACCUGAUGAAAGUGCCAAUGAUCAUCAUGGAUUGGGAGGAAUGUUCAAAGAAGUUUCCAAAACUUACCAAAAAUAUGCUGUGUGCUGGAUACAAGAAUGAGAGCUAUGAUGCCUGCCAGGGUGACAGUGGGGGGCCUCUAGUCUGUACCCCAGGGCCUGGCAAGAAGUGGUACCAGGUAGGCAUCAUCAGCUGGGGAAAGAGCUGUGGACAUAAGAACAUUCCAGGAAUAUACACUUGGUUAGUUAAAUACGACCUCUGGAUCAAGAACGUGACUGAAAUGGAAGGAAGGCCCUUUAUUGCUGAGGAAAUGAGAGCCCCUCCCAAACAGAAACUAAGGAGUUCUCAGGCCUCAGAAUUCUCAGAGCCAAGCAGCCCCAAAUUCUGGCUCCUGCUCUGCCUUCUGCCCUACAUGCUGUUCUGGCCCAUUUUUAACUGUUAA
Loxodonta africana (African savanna elephant) is the source of this 1083-nucleotide messenger RNA. RefSeq names its product serine protease 55 (gene PRSS55). The transcript is spliced from 5 exons. NCBI's taxonomy places the organism in Eukaryota, Metazoa, Chordata, Mammalia, Proboscidea, Elephantidae. The record is from RefSeq and is a predicted model, not a curated record. The coding region runs from base 1 to 1083 and encodes 360 amino acids. Gene Ontology annotation, molecular function: serine-type endopeptidase activity. Gene Ontology annotation, biological process: proteolysis.